GAGCGGCCCAAAGUGGCAAGGAGCCAGCAAAUAUGUCGUCACGUCACAGCUCCAACUGAGUUGGCCCAAAAAAAAAAAAAAAAAAAAAGUGGCGAGAAAGCCCGACGUGGGGCGUUAUCGAGACAUCGAAACGCUUUUAAGUCGGCUUGACGUUCCCGAUAUUUUCUAUUCGGAGGGGUGGGGGGAAACCGCCGAAAAGCCGCCUUAGCUGGGAAGCUCCGGAGAAGAAGUCGCGUCGCAGUUCGGUUCUCGGUUCUCGGUUCAGGGUUCACGUUUCACACAGCCAUGAGCGCGGCCGGAGACUUUGGGAACCCACUGAGGAAAUUCAAAUUGGUCUUCCUCGGGGAACAAAGCGUGGGAAAGACCUCGCUGAUCACCAGGUUUAUGUACGACAGCUUCGACAACACUUACCAGGCCACAAUCGGAAUCGAUUUCCUGUCCAAAACCAUGUACCUCGAAGACAGAACCAUAAGGUUGCAGUUGUGGGACACGGCAGGCCAAGAGCGAUUCCGUAGCCUCAUUCCGAGUUACAUCAGAGACUCCGCCGCCGCCGUCGUAGUGUAUGACAUCACGAACGUCAACUCCUUCCAGCAAACCACCAAAUGGAUCGACGACGUGAGAACCGAGCGGGGAAGCGACGUCAUUAUCAUGCUGGUGGGCAACAAGACGGACCUUGCGGACAAAAGGCAAGUAUCAAUUGAGGAGGGGGAGCGGAAAGCCAAAGAACUAAAUGUAAUGUUUAUUGAGACUAGUGCGAAAGCCGGCUACAACGUCAAGCAGCUCUUCCGCCGCGUGGCCGCCGCCCUGCCAGGCAUGGACGGCGCACAGGACAAGAAUAGAGAGGACAUGAUCGACAUCAAGCUGGAGAAGCCGCCCGAGCAGCCCGCCAGCGAGGGCGGUUGCGCCUGCUAGGGGCCGCGCAUCCCCCGCCCGGGAAAGGGGACAAAAAAAUCCCCUCCGCGUCCGUCCAUUUCGUUGCAUCCGCCCGACUUGCCAACUCCGAGGAGACGGGAGAGCCGCGUGAAACGUCUCGGAUCCAUAUUUGCGCCGCUGCAGACUUUUUCCACCGCCUGAGCUCGCUGAGCCGCCGGCGGUGUCCUUUCCCUUCCGAUGAGACGCGGCGGCGCUAGUUAGAGUAAACGUUACUUUUGCCAGCAAACGGGUGUCGAGGCAUCCAAUGGAGUUAGCGUGUUGAAUGAAUAAAGAGCAUCGCAUGGCGUUCACACCAUCAAGUGCAAUGGGGACGCGUUCCAAUCACUUUGCCAGGAUUCUUUUGUCAUUUGCGUUCUCGACAAACUACUCUUACGCGAGGCGGGAAUGGCUGCGCUCGGAGCAAAUCGGCGCCUAAACGGGCGUGACGUGUCAAGCCAAACUUUGUCAGCAAGCUCCUGAGAAUGCAAACAAUUCAUUGUCAAGAAGAGAAGAAAAAACAAACAAACAAAAUGCUUCCCUUCACCUUUGCCCGUCCUCGCGCAUACUUUAGAUUUUUUUUCCUCUUGGCAUCCUGUUUUUAGCCUUUUUAUUUGGCUAGAUUUUGUUGUCUUAUUUUAGAAGUAUGCGAUUUUUUUUUUUUUUUUUUUAGAUAUGAUUUUCUCAUAUGCAAAAACCAGCGUAAUCAUGAGACGUGGAGAUACAGUGUGCAUUUUAAAGUUGAACAAAAGAAGGCUUCUGUUCUAGUUUGAUUGGGUCACUUGUUUUUAUUUGGGUGUUGAUCUUUUUGUUAGUUAUUUAACCCGCAGCAACUGGUUAUAUUUAUUUGUACUGGAGUGAUUUUUUUUUUUUUUUUUUUAAAAGAUUUUUAGGACUUCAUUUUUUCAUCAUCUCAGUGAGUCGCUAACAAAAUCUAGCCCCUCGUCAACAGAUAAAAAUGUCUGGGGAAGCAUGUUCCGUCUUGGUAAAUCAAACCAUUUUCAUUGCAGUUUUCGUUUGUGUCAACUUCUGGAAGAGGUUGUAGACUGUAGUUUGUGUUUGAAAUUAAUUUCAAUGAAAAAUAAAAUCAAAUCAGAUUUUUUGCUGCUGC
Molecule: messenger RNA, 2020 nt
Organism: Syngnathoides biaculeatus (alligator pipefish)
Lineage: Eukaryota; Metazoa; Chordata; Actinopteri; Syngnathiformes; Syngnathidae
Gene: rab6a
Product: RAB6A, member RAS oncogene family
Exons: 8
Coding region: 286-912 (208 amino acids)
Molecular function (GO): GTP binding; GTPase activity
Source: RefSeq, a predicted model, not a curated record